Penicillium concentricum is the source of this 876-nucleotide messenger RNA. RefSeq lists its product as uncharacterized. Bases 1 to 876 code for a protein of 291 amino acids. The record is from RefSeq and is a predicted model, not a curated record. NCBI's taxonomy places the organism in Eukaryota, Fungi, Ascomycota, Eurotiomycetes, Eurotiales, Aspergillaceae. The transcript has 2 exons.
AUGUCCUCCUCCAAAGCAAAGUCCAGCUCUUCCCAAUAUGCGCCCAUUUCGAUACACGAUGAUAGCGAGAGCUCCAGCGCAACUCUUGAGAAGCGCUCCACGGAGGACGACUACUCUGCUCCCUUGUUGGAAGGCUCGGACAACCUCCCCGCACCAUCAAAGUCCGCCCAGCUGCCUAAGCUCAUCCUCUACUUCUCCUUCGCCCUAGCGCUGCUAUCAGCUGUGAAUGUCGCUCUCCUUCCCAGUACACUUUCAAAGUACCAAGCCUAUCCCUUCUCUGACUCUGACCUCGAGGCCCUCCCCUAUGGCGACUCUAGGGUAGGAUUGGACAGGGUAGCGAACUUCAUCCCCCCUCCCCAGGUCUAUGAACACGCUUGGCCUGAUAGAAUUGCACGGGUGAGCCGGAAUUUGAAGAAUGCCGUAUGGGGUCAAGGAGUGCAGGUCUAUGUUACUGUCGAGGACUCGACAAUUAUGCGCUUCCCUAUCCCCUCCACCGGCGUCAAUGCCUGUGCACUCUCCUGGCGGCCGCCUGCCGAGUUCUCUGCGCGUGCUAAGGACCUCAUAACCAAGGGGGAUAUAACCGAAAUUGAAGUCUGGCAGCUUAUCGCACCCUCGGCCACCUCGGCCAACGUCUCUUCCACUAUGGAGGAGCUCGAUUAUGAUACCAUAUCGUAUUCGAACCUUCCCGUGCGUGGAGAGCUGCUCGGUGUGCUAGACCUCACCGCCAAGCCGAACAGCACAACACUGGAGUUCGCCUGUCCAAGGGAGAGUCUAGUGGUGGAGAUGAGGUGCCAGCGCGUGGCGUGUCAUGUGAACUUUAUGCAGAUUGAUAUAACGCCAAGCUUUGGGUUUGAGCUGGUGAGAAGGAGGGAAUAA